Molecule: messenger RNA, 2175 nt
Organism: Candidozyma haemuli
Lineage: Eukaryota; Fungi; Ascomycota; Pichiomycetes; Serinales; Metschnikowiaceae
Exons: 3
Coding region: 1-2175 (724 amino acids)
Biological process (GO): transmembrane transport
Cellular component (GO): membrane
Molecular function (GO): transmembrane transporter activity
Source: RefSeq, a predicted model, not a curated record
AUGACUAUUGCUGCAAUUAACAAGCCAACUAUCGCGAAUACUCUUGAACCAAGUAUCAAGUAUCACAAUGACCACAUUGAUAAUAACCAACUUGGCUUCUAUAAGCAUGUGUCGUCCCACAAAGAUUUGCAACAUGCUAGUGCUAAAGCUGCAAGCCACACACAUCUGGCUGAGCAGUCCGCGUUAAUCUCGGCUUGGAAAUUGGAGAACUACGACCCUCACAUUUAUGAUACUGCAGUUCUUCACCAGAAUUACUGGGAAUAUCACAAUGGAACCUAUGGUGGCGCCAUUGUAGGUGUCGACGAUAUCUCCAAGGAGAUAGAUGAUGUGGGGUACAUCGCCAAUAUGAACGACGAGCAACCUGUUGGAGUUUUUAAUUCGGUGAAUGUGGAGGAUGCAAUUGCAGCGGGUGGUGGCAGCUUCAGGCGGUAUAAGAAGAGCUACUGGCCCUCUAGAGUUUACCGCAUCAAAGAAAUGGUGUCCAAAGAGCAUAAAGAGAAAGAAAACCACCAAGCUUCAAACUCCAGCUUAGCUAGUCUGAGUGUAGAGGAUAAGAAAGAUGGUGCAAAGACUAUUGAGGUGAAGGAAUUGGAGGAUUCAGAAGAUUCGAGUGAGCUCGAAUUGCAACAGAGGUCGAAGCAAGAAAACCCUUUCCUUGACCCCUUCUUAGCUGAAUACUAUGCUCGUAUAUAUGAAGAGAGCAAAUAUGAGUGCCGUUCUGCGUUUGAUCCUCAUUUCGAGUGGACAGAAGCUGAAGACAAGAAGUUGAUGCGCAAGAUUGACAGAAGAGUCAUUUUAAGUGCUUGUAUCAUGUUUGCUGCUUUACAAGUAAACCGAGGAAACUUACACGAAGCUGUUGCAGAUAACCUCUUGGAAGACUUGAACAUGGACACGAACGAUUAUAACAUGGGUAACACGAUCAACUUACUUUGUUUCUUAGCCGCUGAACUCCCUUCGCAGGUCAUAUCGAAAGCCUUGGGACCUGAUAUCUUCAUUCCCAUCCAGAUCUGCUCAUGGUGUAUUGUCUCUACCUGUCAAGGAGCCAUGCACAAUAAGACAGGCUUUUUAAUCUGUAGAGCCUUGAUAGGGCUCUUCCAGGGAGGGUUUAUCCCGGACAUGGUACUUUGGCUCUCGUACUUCUAUAAGUCAGGGGAGUUACCUCUUCGGUUAUCAUACUUCUGGACAGCCUUGGCAAUUACCCAAGUGGUGACGUCUUUGCUUGCUUAUGCAAUACUCAGAAUGAGAGGAGUGGGAGGUUUAGCUGGUUGGCAAUGGCUUUUCAUCCUUGAGGGAGCAGGGUCCUUGCUUAUUGGAAUCUGGUCAUUUUACCUAAUGGUACCCUCUGCUGUUCAAACUAGAAACAAGUUGCACCCCAAGGGCUGGUUUACUGAGAGGGAGGAGAAAAUUACUGUGAACAGAAUUCUUAGAGAUGACCCUUCCAAGGGCGGAAUGCACAACAGGCAAAGCUUGUCGUUAAAGAUGAUCUUGGGCUCCCUCUGUGACUAUAACUUGUGGCCCCUCUUUGUAAUUGGUCUAUUUGCAUACAUGCCCAUGAGGACGGUUCUGCCUUACAUGGUGUUGGCAAUGAAGAACCUUGGCUUUAGCACCUUUGAUGUGAACUUGUUAACAAUCCCUCUGCAUGUCCUUCAGAUUAUUUUUAUGCUUGGAGUGACCUGGUUUUCUGAGUGGGUGAAUGAAAGAGGUUUUGUAUGUUUGUCUUUACCCGUGGUGACGGUGCCAUUCUUAGCUGCAAUGAGGUGGUGGAGCGGAACAAUGGAAGAUGCAUGGGUGACUUGGUUCUUGGUCACGAUGGUACUUUCAGCACCGUACGUUCAUACCAUUUGUGUGGCAUGGGUUUCCAGAAACUCCAACUCAAUCCAGUCUCGUUCUAUCUGUUCUGCGUUGUAUAACAUGUUUGUUCAAGCAGGAAGUAUCAUUGCUUCUAAUAUUUAUCGGGAGGAUGACCUACCAAAGUACCGCCGGGGAAAUAUGCAGCUUUUCUUCAUCAUGGUGAGCUUAAUUCCUAUAAUCUUGUUGACAAAGCUUUUCUAUGUUAGGAAGAACCGAGAGCGGGCCAAGAUAUGGGACGCAAUGUCGGAGGAAGAGCAACAGACAUACAUAUCUGAAACGAAAGACAGGGGCAACAUGAGGCUUGAUUUCAGGUUUGACCAUUGA